Messenger RNA from Columba livia (rock pigeon), 5220 nucleotides. It is a transcript of the gene AGPS, whose product is annotated as alkylglycerone phosphate synthase. Gene Ontology annotation, molecular function: alkylglycerone-phosphate synthase activity; FAD binding. Lineage: Eukaryota; Metazoa; Chordata; Aves; Columbiformes; Columbidae. The coding region runs from base 63 to 1973 and encodes 636 amino acids. Gene Ontology annotation, cellular component: peroxisome. Gene Ontology annotation, biological process: lipid biosynthetic process. The transcript is spliced from 20 exons. The record is from RefSeq and is a predicted model, not a curated record.
GGCGCCAUCCGCCUGCCCGACCUCUCACCCGGCGGCGAUCAGCGGCACAACACGGAAGUGCGAUGGCGGCCUCGGCGGAGGAGGCAGCGGGAAGCGGCGGCGGCUCGCCGUCCUCCGCCCGGCGGCGGCUGCGCAUCAUCUCCGGGCACCUGCGGGGCUCGCCGCGGGCCCCUGGGCAGGAAGCGCUCUCCCCAAGCCCCUGCAAGGCGCAGGGCGGCUCCGCCGCGCCGGCUUCCGGCUCCAUCCCGAAAAAGCGGCAAGAACUUCUGAAGUGGAAUGGCUGGGGAUAUAAUGACUCCAAAUUCAUCUUCAAUAAGAAGGGUCAAGCAGAAUUCACAGGAAAAAGGUACAGAUUAGGUGGUAUGGUAUUACCAACUUUUAAGGAAUGGAUAGAAAAAACCUUUGGAGCAAGUCUGGAGCACAGAACUACCUCUAGAGCAUCCUUAAAUGUUAAUGAUGUACCUCCAUCCAUUGUAAAUGAAGAAUUUCUUCAGGAUCUUAGAGCCACUAAAAUCUCAUAUUCGCAGGAUGCAGAAGAUCGGGUAUUCAGAGCUCAUGGUCACUGCCUACAUGAAAUAUUUGUACUCAGGGAAGGAAUGUUUAAGCGAAUUCCUGAUAUAGUUGUAUGGCCUGUUUGCCAUGAAGAUGUAGUUAAAAUUGUGGAAUUAGCCUGCAAACACAAUCUCUGCAUAAUACCGUUUGGCGGAGGGACGAGUGUCUCUAGUGCCCUUGAAUGUCCUGAAGAAGAAAAAAGAACAAUUGUCUCACUGGAUACAUCACAAAUGAAUCGGAUUCUCUGGAUAGAUGAGAAAAAUUUAACAGCAUGUGUGGAAGCUGGCAUUGUUGGACAAGAUCUGGAAAAACAGCUUGCUGAAAGUGGCUUCUGUACAGGCCAUGAACCAGACUCCAUGGAGUUCAGCUCACUAGGAGGAUGGGUAGCAACACGAGCAUCAGGCAUGAAAAAAACCAUCUAUGGAAACAUCGAAGAUCUGGUGAUUCAUAUAAAAAUGGUAACUCCUAGAGGAAUAGUAGAAAAAAACUGUCAAGUACCUCGCAUGUCAACAGGACCCGAUAUCCAUCACUUCAUUAUGGGAUCUGAAGGAACUCUUGGAGUGGUUACUGAAGUUACGAUAAAGAUUCGCCCAGUCCCUGAAUACCAGAAGUAUGGCUCUGUGGUCUUCCCCAACUUUGAGCAAGGGGUAGCCUGCCUAAGGGAAGUGGCAAAGCAGAGGUGUGCUCCUGCAUCCAUUCGCCUUGUUGACAAUGCACAGUUUCAGUUUGGUCAUGCUCUUAAACCACAAGUUGCAUCUAUUUUUACAUCAUUUUUGGAUGGACUGAAAAAAUUCUACAUCACAAAGUUUAAAGGAUUUGAUCCCAACGUACUAUGUGUAGCUACCUUGCUCUUUGAGGGUGACAGAGAGAAGGUUCUUCAACAUGAAAAGCAAGUCUAUGAUAUUGCCACCAAGUUUGGUGGCUUGGCAGCAGGAGAAGAUAAUGGACAGAGAGGAUAUAUGCUGACAUUUGUCAUCGCUUACCUUCGGGACCUGGGCCUCGAUUACUAUGUAAUAGGAGAAUCAUUUGAGACAUCUGUUCCUUGGGAUAGGGUUUUAGACCUGUGUAGGAAUGUGAAGGAAAGGAUACUAAGAGAAUGCAAAGAAAAGGGUGUUCAGUUUGCUCCUCUUUGCACCUGCAGGGUGACACAGACUUAUGAUGCAGGUGCAUGUGUCUACUUCUACUUUGCUUUUAACUACAGAGGAAUUAGUGAUCCUAUUCAUGUCUAUGAACAAAUUGAGAGGGCUGCUAGAGAAGAAAUACUUGCCAAUGGAGGAAGUCUGUCACAUCACCAUGGAGUAGGCAAAUUGCGGAAGCGGUGGAUGAAGGAGAGCAUCUCUGAUGUUGGCCUGGGAAUGCUGAGAUCUGUUAAAGAAUAUCUGGACCCCAAUAACAUCUUUGGAAACAAAAAUCUUUUAUAAAGCCCCACACAAUGUGAUAUACUCAAACUCCUUCAAAAUUACUGGUGAAAUUCCUCCACUUUCAUUGUAUUGAUAUCCCAGUAAUCAAAUAUAACAUAGACUAAACUUUAGAAACUAGUCACUUAUACUGUUUUUUGCCACCCCCUUGCUCCUUCCCCCAAUAAAGUGUAAACAUCACUGUUAAUGUUUAUGGAUUUUUCACUUACAAUGCUCUUAAACUCCUAAACAGUAUACUUUGUGCCCACUGGGUUACCAACCAGGAAAUGCAAAUUUGCUUUUCCAAGUUUGGUUUGAUUAGGUAACACAGCUGACAGUAUCUUCAGUGUUGGGCACUGCCGGAUGUUUCUUUCUACAGCACCCCCUGCGAGGAGAACAAAGGCUGACAACAGUGUUUCCCGCAGCAGCUGCUCAGCCCGGGCUCUUGCCAAAGGAAAGCUGUGGGAGGCAGCUGAGAGGACACCGAGAGAACGCCACUGUGCUGAAGGAUGAGUGUGUAACAGACUUGUAACCAGCAAACACUUAAAAGUACAAAUGUAGGCUUGAUCAAAAGAGACAAUGUAAGUCAAACUACUUCUUAAAAACUCAGUCUCCCACCAUUGUACUAUUGGAAAAACUUACACAAUUGAGCUGUUCCGAGUUGUAUUUGCAUUGCUGGGAUAAUCUUAAAUUAACUGUAGGUCAGUCACUAUAAGUUUUGUACAAUGGACAUUUCUCACUGUAUGUUGAAAACAGGUUUGUAACAAAACUCGCUUUCAUCUGUACUUCAGUCCUAGCGUGUAUGGGUUUUGCUCCUGUUUUGUUUGGUUUGCAGAGAUGCAAAAUAUUUUUGAGUAAAAAAAGUUUUGGCUAUUCAAAUGAAACUGCCCAGCACUGUCUUUUGAAACAGUCUCACGAAUUUAGUAAAACACCUAAGUGGACAACAUAGUGUCAUCCUAAAAGUAUCAUUUCCCAUUUUAGUUUUGUACAGUUUCUUAUGGCCUUUAUGAAUCAUUUGUUUACUAGUAGCCACAAUUUUAAUUGUCCAUUGAACUUUAAGAAAAUGAAAUAUUUUCUUGAUCAGUAUCGUAUGAGAGUAAGCAUUUUUACAUUGAAACUUGAAUUAAUCAGUAAAACAAACUAAAAGUGUUUGUCAAUACUCAUGAUCCAUUUUUAAUGUGGGUUCUUUUCUUAAAGCAAAUUAUCCAACUUUUUGAUAAUUAAUGUAUAUGGUUGCAUAGGAUAGAAAAAGUACAGACUCUCUUUUGAGAACACUAUUUCUCUAGCCAACUGCUUCACAGCUCUGUAGUGUCAAUUUGGACACCUUUUGUAUUGGUAGUGCCCUUAAUGAGGAGAAAAAGAUAAAAUCGCGUUUUUGUUUUUAAACUAUUUUAGAAUAUUGUCUGAUUAGCUCUCAGUUUUGGUAAUGUACCAAAAAGAGUAUAAAAUGCUUGAGAAAUAGUGCGUAUCAGAAAACUUCAAACUUGUUUAAAGAAUAAUUUAAAUUCUAUAAUUAGUGAUCAAAAAAACUUGAACACUCAAAAUGCAUGCUGUCAAGGUACUUAAGGAAAAUCUGUUAUGAUCUGCAGGUCAUAAAACAAUGUGAUCUUUGCAAUGCAGCUAGAUUUAUUUUAAAUGGUCUUUGUUUCAGAACAUUUCAACAUAAAUCUACUGUGUUUUUGGAUUGGGCCCCCAGAGUUUGUAUCUCAACAGCCACCAAACCAGUAGGUGUAGUCUGUUUUUAGGACUGUCACUCCUCACACCGUGGUUGAGUGUUCCUUAGGUACACGGUGGUGUCAGCACAGUCUAUCUGUCCAUGUUCAUGCAGGGGACUCCCUCAUCUCAGUGCUGCCUGGUGGUGAGUGUGUGGCCAGAGCUGGCAUCUUGUAUCACUCUGAAACAGAGACCCUUCCAGGCCUUGGUAAAUACGAAGGGUGUUUAUGUGCCUCUGUGGAAGUACAUGUCUAACUAAAGAAUCAGUUUUGAAGGAUCUGAGGCCUUUUUGCAGAAUGACAGCACAAACAGAAUUAAAACAAGUAGACGUAGCUCAAUAAUACUGAUCUCUUAAGCUUUUGACUUCAAGUACUUACACAGCUCUACAACAUUCUUUUCAGUUCUUAAUUUUCUGACUAUGGUUUCUGCAUCCUUUUUUUGUAUUGAGAUUAGACAGAUAAACCUCCUUACACUCUGAGACAUUUAAAUAGCCACUGGCUUCUGAAGUGAUUUAAAAUGCAGUUAAGAUUUUUACUGCAUAUCAAUUGUCCUAUGGGAAGGUGAAAUAAUAGGCUGUAAGGUCCCAAAGCAAUGUCACCUGAUAGCUCUGAGGGAAAGAAUAGCUACAAAUGUAAUGGGUAUUUUUUCAAAUGGCCACCCUAUUGCUGUCUUCUUAAAUAUUUUUCUGUUUUAUGAACCAGUCAGAGCUUAGUGAAAGCACAGUUGAAAUGCAUGUAUUACUGACUGUCUUUAAUUUCACAGUUAAGUUCCUAAUGAAAAUAGAGGAAAGUGUAAUGCAAGUUCAGGAGCCCUAGAUACACACAGAUGGCUACCCAUUUAAAAGAAAUCUUUCCUCCUCUCAUACUGAAGUCAUCUACCUUUCUUCCUUCUAUAUAUUCUACUCUCUUUCUAAAGACUCAACUUCCCAUAGCUGCAGCCUGUUCAGACAUGGAGUUUGAUCCAUGCAGAUCAGAAUUGUAUCUUGGCACAACACAUUACUUUUUCAUUUGCUUGACUAUUUUGGCCAUGUGUAAGUUACAAGCAGUUUUAAUUGAGGUCGUCAUGACUUCCAGUUACACAGCUGCUCUAUUUGAAGGAGGAAAGCUACCAAGUGAGUAUGGCUUGACUGCAGAAUGUAUUUACAUUAGAGAGACUUUUAUGAAGGUUUUGAGGGGAAAGAAGAAAAUCUGUUAUAAAUUGAUCCACGGUCUAAAUCUUACAGUCAAAGAAUCUUGUUUCUUCCUGAAUUGAUUUACAGUGUAUUGGUGGAGUUAUAGAUAUCAUCUUUGCAUUACAGCUGUGAACAGAGGCCAGGCCAACAGCAAUGUUAAUGAACAUACUCCUACCUUUGAAAUUGGUUUCAGUCAGCACUGAAAUCCAGAAAACAUAAAUUGCUUUUCAAUCUUGGAAAUGUAUGUUUAUCAAGGCUGUCAUUUAACUUUCUGCAAAUAAAGCCAAACAGUGUUUGUCAUUUUAGUGUGAGAUUAACUGUAAAACUUAAGUUGUAAUGUUAAGAGAUUAUAGAACCUUAUAUUAUUAAUAAAAAAAUGGGCCUAAA